Messenger RNA from Mustela erminea (ermine), 1248 nucleotides. RefSeq lists its product as uncharacterized. The transcript is spliced from 5 exons. The record is from RefSeq and is a predicted model, not a curated record. The coding region runs from base 1 to 825 and encodes 274 amino acids. NCBI's taxonomy places the organism in Eukaryota, Metazoa, Chordata, Mammalia, Carnivora, Mustelidae.
AUGGGUAUGGGGGGAUUUGGGGGAGAGAUGGUAACUUUAUACAAAUUGAAGGCCAUCACUACUACUGCAGAUGAAAACAACUUAGAUCUGAGGGACCCUUUAGAAAGAUACAGGGAAGCGCGCCAGUCGCCAGGCCCGGUGCGCCAUCGCGGAGCAAGGCCAGCCGCCCCGGGCCCGGGCUCGGCUCACUUUCCUCGGACGCCCCGAAGCAGAGCCAGGGCUCCGUUUAGCCACAUCGACUCUAGUUUCAGCAGCCGCCUCCCGCCAGCAGCGGCUCGGACCCGGCCUCCUCAGGGCGAGCGAGGGAGCGAAAGCCGCCUCCAGCCCGGACCGCAGAUGGAAGGUGUGGUUCAGGACCACCGUAGAGGAAGCGUUGCCUCCCUUGGCCAAGCCGGCCCGCGCUCUGCAGCCCCAGAAGCGCUAGAUGCGGUCUGCGCGGGGGAGAGGGCGUGGAGAGUCGCCGCCCUUCUCGCACCCCCCGCCAGCGACCUCGGCUCGCCCCCUAACACUCUCGCGAGGAAGGCUGCCCCGGGCCAGAGGCAACCCGGGCCGAGGCCGGAGCCAGACGGCGCCGCGGGACUCGGGAGCCGGAGCAAGGCGGUGCCUCGGACCCCGUUCCUGAAAACCGUCGACUUCUCCAGGAUUUGUCAAGUCCUAAGCAGCUCCAAGAAGGCUCCGCGAGCUUUCGGGGAAACCCACUAUGUGGCUCACCCCUGUUGGUCUUGCUCGAGCCCUCGCCUUCCUCCCCUCUCCAGAUGCACCACCCACCUCCGAUCUCGGGCCCUGCGGGCUGAGCCCGCCAAGCCGGCAGAAGCGCGGUUUUAGGCAGAGCGAAGGAGCCCCCUGCUGGCCAGACGCGGCAGGCACGGCGACCCCGCUCCAGGUUUCCUCCGCCCGGCGGCCGCGGCCCCGCCCUUGACCCACCUCGACCGUCCGGCGCCCCCAGCGCUGGGGCGUGUCCAAAGAAACAGAAAACCAAAUCAAACAAAGCGCCAAAAGCCACUCUCACCUGUGGACUGCUCCGAGGCUCUGUCAUGAAUAUAAUCUGCACCAUCACCACUAGGACCAACAGGCAAGCUGAAGUAGUUUCUCAUAUGCUCCUGAAAGAAUGGGGUUCUGAUCAUUAUGGAAUAUUCUUCUACAACUGAGAAGGUGCAGCUGCUGAAUGCAGUUUUCCCUUAUUGGCACAACAUCAAUCUAAAGUCGGAUAAAUAAAUCCUCCUGUAGUCCCCAAAUGGGCUCAGCAUU